Trichoderma asperellum CBS 433.97 is the source of this 720-nucleotide messenger RNA. RefSeq lists its product as uncharacterized. NCBI's taxonomy places the organism in Eukaryota, Fungi, Ascomycota, Sordariomycetes, Hypocreales, Hypocreaceae. The record is from RefSeq and is a predicted model, not a curated record.
CGAAACGGGUUCUAUGAAGCAUCGACAGCACUCGAACUCUGCUAGGGGUGGUUGACAUCAAAGCUGCUGCUCAUGAUUUACUCUCCUGCUCUUUCGCUCUCACGAGACGACUCUACAGCCCGCACACACAACCAGCCAGGCCCAGCAUGUCACAGAAAAUCAAUUCGAAAAACCUCUCGUACAAUUCUUCUCUCCCGCCCUUUCUCGCCGCUCUCCGCGCCCAAGCAUCUGGCGCUUCAGGCCCAGACCCUAUCCUUUCAGCACAGCGCCGAGGAGGAAAGAAGAGAUCAAGCAGCGAGGAAGCAGAGGAUGCCCCGCUGAUUGUGGACGAAGAGGGGAACACGGUUGGUGACCUGAAAGUCAAUAAAGACGGCACCGUCGAGGAAUUGCCGAAUGACAGCGGCAAUGAUGGGACAAAGGACGGAGAUGCAGAGACAACGCAAAGCAAGACGAACAAGACGGAGCCUGAAACGGCCAAAGCUUCGAUAGGAGGGAGGAAACGCAAGGUUGGCAAGGUGAUUGGAGAAGACGCUGAAAACAGUGAGCCCGAGACUGCUGCUGCACACCAGAAGAGUGAGCCAGUGAAAAAGGAUCAAAAGGAUGCUGAGCAACAGGCUGCCAAUCGGAAACCUAAGAAGAAGGCAAAGAAGAUUAAGCUGAGCUUUGACGAAGAGGAGGGCUAACGGCGCAACCAAACAACACUACGAAAGAAGAAGCAUC